Messenger RNA from Hyaloperonospora brassicae, 1227 nucleotides. The record is from the annotation of a GenBank genome assembly. NCBI's taxonomy places the organism in Eukaryota, Oomycota, Peronosporomycetes, Peronosporales, Peronosporaceae.
AUGGAAAAGCGCGUGUACGUGUGGGGCUCAGGAGGUACUGGACAGCUCGGAUUGGGCACCGAGCUCGACUACUCGCUACCUCAACGUUGGACCGACAAUGACCAGGUGGCCGUGGAACCCGAGUCCGUCACGUCCGGUGGUUGUCACAGUGCAGGAAUCAGUAGCGAUGGGCAGCUUUUUCUAUGGGGAUCGGACGACCGAGGCCAGCUCGAGUGCUCGGCAUCAGCGCCAGGACGGACGUUCGUGAACGUACCCAGCCAGCACGUCGCAUCCAUACCACACGACAGCAAAACCAAGCUCGUGGCGUGCGGCUGGUGGAACACGCUUGCAGUCAUCUCGUCGUCGACCUCGGACGACGAGAUGAGCGAGAUCGAUCGAGUCUUGUCGUGGGGACCAAACGAUCAGUUCCAGCUGGGUCGCGAGCAAAAGGCAGAUGAUUGCAAAACUGCGCAGGUCGAACACUUGCCUCUGCGCUUGCAAGUCGCGAGCAUUGCGUGUGGCUGGAAGCACUGUCUUCUCGCUACGGCUGAAGGCGACGCGUUUGCAUGGGGAAGCGGGCGGCAUGGUCAGCUUGGACUGGGACCUCAUACUCUGGUGACAGCUAUCCCUCUGCGUAUUGACGCGUUCAACAAGACAGGAGUCUCCGACGUCUUCUGUGGAUGGGAACACUCGGUCUUUAGGACCUUCAACGGUGAAGUCUUGACGUGCGGGAACAAUCGACACGGGCAAUUAGGUGCACGCGAGACUUCAGCUAUCUCUUCUUCCGCAUACCCACACGAGAAUCGGAAACACGUCUGUGGAUCACCCUGUCGUGUGCUCGACCCACGCAACACCAUCCAAAGUCUCCGCACGACUCAAGUCAGCUGCGGCUGGCACUUUGUCAUGUGCCUCACCGAGUGUGGAGAGCUCGUGACGUGGGGCAAAGGAAGUCACGGUCAGUUGGGUCUUGGUCAGUUUGUAAGCGCUAGCGGGCCGCAGCUCGUGGCGUUUCCGCAUACCGUCGAACAAAUUGCAUGCGGCAGCGAGCAUUCCAUGGUCGUCACUAAACAAGGAGAUCUGUACACAUGCGGCUGGGGCGAGCACGGCAACCUCGGUCAUGGCGACAAGACCAACCGCGCGACGUUGGACAAGGUGGAUUACUUCCAACAUACGAACCAGACAGUCGUUCAUGUUGCAGCCGGUGGAGCAGUCUCCAUCGCUGUCACAAGCAUGCACAAACACACGUAA